Molecule: messenger RNA, 3617 nt
Organism: Carassius auratus (goldfish)
Lineage: Eukaryota; Metazoa; Chordata; Actinopteri; Cypriniformes; Cyprinidae
Gene: prkcq
Product: protein kinase C, theta
Exons: 19
Coding region: 482-2641 (719 amino acids)
Biological process (GO): protein phosphorylation
Molecular function (GO): ATP binding; diacylglycerol-dependent serine/threonine kinase activity
Source: RefSeq, a predicted model, not a curated record
UGUGAGGCGCGCGCGCCCGUCACGUGCGCGCAGGUCUACAGAAGUUCCAUCAGCAGGCGUUCUUACUUUCUGAGUAGACUACUGUACUGAACAGCUGCCUUCAUUUGAGCUGCACUCGUUACCUUACAGCUUUCAACUGACUGUUUAAACUGCUUCAUCCCAACAUCAGUCCUUCUAAAACAGUGGCUAUAAGAGAGACGGAUCUGAUGGACAAAGGACAACUGUAAACACUUCGAUUGAAAACAAUUAAUACAAUUAAUUUGGAUACCACGGAGCUAAGGACACCACCAUUCCAGACUUGGCCCUCUACUGAGCCGCUUGAGAUUUAAAGCCCAUACAUCGGACAUCACAAAUAUGAAAACAAAUACCAAAUAGGAGUAUAUCACUGGACAUAAGAUCCUUACAGUGGAAUUAAACACCAUACUUUCACAGGAAACUGUAUAUCUGAGGCUGUUGCUGUUGGAUCUGGGAGUUUACAGUCAUGUCUCCAUUCCUGAGGAUUGGUUUUUCGAGUUUUGAGAUGGACCCUGGGCUUGCCUACCAUGAAGAAGUACUCAAUCCAUACUGUGCUGUCUACAUGAAAGAGGCUGUGGAGACUGAAAAGGGUCAGAUGUAUAAACAGAAGCGGCCCACCAUGUAUCCCCCCUGGAGCAGCACUUUUGACGCUCAUGUCCACAGAGGACGAGUAAUGCAUGUGGUGGUCAAGGACAAGACGGCUGAGCUAAAGACGGAGGCUACUGUCCAACUUGACACCCUCGCUUCACGCUGUAAGAAAGAGAAUGGCAAACUGGAGAUCUGGGUGGAACUGAAGCCACAGGGGCGCUUACUUAUGGAAGCGCGGUAUUUUUUGGAGAGGAGUGAUGCUGCGGGUCAUGGUGAAGGAAAUGGAGAAAGCGAACAGGAAAAAGACGGGGUGUUCGCACUGCAUCACAGAAGAGGAGCUAUCAAACAGGCCAAAGUUCAUGUGGUCAAAUGUCAUGAGUUUACCGCCACCUUUUUCCCUCAGCCGACUUUCUGUUCAGUCUGCAAGGAGUUUGUCUGGGGCCUUAAUAAACAAGGAUACCAGUGUCGACAAUGCAAUGCGGCCAUCCAUAAAAAGUGUAUCGACAAAGUCAUCGCCAAAUGCACAGGCUCAGCAGUAAACAGUAAAGAAACCAGGAUCCAUAAGGAACGUUUUAAGAUUGACAUGCCUCACAGGUUUAGAGUGUAUAACUACAUGAGCCCGACAUUCUGUGAGCACUGUGGAACCUUGUUGUGGGGUCUUGCUCGGCAGGGCCUUAAAUGUGAAGAGUGUGGAAUGAACGUUCACCAUAAAUGUCAGAGGAAAGUAGCAAACCUUUGUGGCGUCAACCAGAAGCUAAUGGCAGAGGCCCUGGCUAUGAUUGAGAGCACUCAACAGCAGGCCCGCAGCUCUCGAGAUAGUGAGAUUGCUGGUCGAGAGGGUCCAGUGGGAGUGAGUCAGGCAGGGGUCGCUAGAGAGCCUUCAGGCCGCUUACCAACAUCACCCCUGACGCCUGCACCACUGCUACCACGCAAAGAGCAUCAAGGUAUUUCAUGGAACACUCCGGCUGAGGGCCGCAGGCCAAGUCUUGAACAGUCUGAACCCCUGUACGCCACCCCACGCAAAGAGCACCACAAAUUAAACCUAGAAAACUUUGCUCUGCAUAAGAUGCUGGGCAAGGGAAGCUUUGGAAAGGUAUUUCUGGCCGAGCUGAAAGGCACAGGGCAGUAUUUUGCAGUGAAGGCCCUGAAGAAAGAUGUAGUUCUGAUGGAUGACGAUGUUGAGUGCACUAUGGUGGAGAGGAGAGUGCUGUCUCUGGCCUGGGAACACCCUUUCCUCACACACCUCUACUGCACCUUCCAGACCAAGGAAAAUCUUUUCUUCGUGAUGGAGUACUUAAAUGGGGGCGACUUAAUGUUCCACAUCCAGACCUGCCACAGAUUUGACCUCCCACGGUCCACCUUCUAUGCAGCGGAGAUCGUCUGUGGGCUGCAGUUUCUACAUUCAAAAGGCAUUGUGUACAGAGAUCUUAAGCUGGACAACAUUUUGCUAGACAUCGACGGUCACAUCAAGAUCGCAGAUUUUGGCAUGUGUAAAGAGAACAUGUUUGGAGAAGCUAGAACGUGCACCUUCUGUGGAACACCAGACUACAUAGCUCCGGAGAUUCUGCUUGGGCAGAAAUAUGGGACGUCUGUAGACUGGUGGUCAUUUGGUGUCCUUCUUUAUGAGAUGCUGAUUGGCCAGUCACCAUUUCAUGGCCAGGACGAGGAAGAGCUGUUUCAGUCGAUUCGCACAGAUGACCCGUGCUACCCACGCUGGUUAUCUAGAGACGCAAGGGACAUUCUUGUAAAGCUAUUUGUACGAGAACCAGAGCGAAGGCUGGGUGUGAAAGGAAAUAUACGGCAGCAUGCGUUCUUCAGAGACACGGACUGGAACGCACUAGAGAAGCGACAGGUGGAGCCGCCCUUCAGGCCUACUGUGAAAUCAGCAAGUGACUGUAGUAACUUCGAUAAGGAGUUCAUAAACGAGAAGCCUCGACUUUCCGUCACAGACUGUAUCAUGAUCAACAGUGUGGACCAGACCAUGUUCAACAACUUCUCCUUCAUCAACCCCGCCAUGGCCCGCAUCAAGAGCCCCUGACUCACACACAAACAGAAGACACUUGUGCAAAUACUGUGAAAAAAGCCAAACCGAACGGCAAACACUCACAUUAAUAACAUAUCAGCCUCUAGUCAACCUCAGUUAAUGCUAUGGUUAGUAGAUAAAAGACACGGUUGUGUCAAAUUAUAUAAUAUAAUAUCUAUAAUGUUAUUAUGGUACUAUUUGGUGCCUCCUUGCCUUUUUGUGAGGUACAAUGCAAAAAAAACAUGAACUAGCAAAGUGAAAAUGUGUUGGUUCUCAAAAACUAACAUAAGAAGGUAAUAAUUACUAACAUAUUGUAUUAACGAAUUAGAUUUUCUUUUAAAAAUUCCAAAUGUACUUAAAACGGAGUUAAAAGAGGUUUUUCAUUUCUUACCUGAACAAGUUGAAGUGAAUGAGGCUUGUCGCCUCCUACUGGUUUAAUGAUAUAAAGGAAAAAUAAAUCAUUAUUUAUGUGACAAUAGUGAUGAAUUUGAUAUUUGAAUUUGUACUUAAUCUCAUAUUGUGAUGAUUUUUAUGGUAUUGGUUUGAAAAGUAUUUUUAUACCAAUAUACUUGUUUGUUUGUGCAUCAUGAAAUUUAUUGUAUGUUUUCUUAGAAGAAUAUGCUGUGAUGUCCGUAUCUUUAAUAAUCAUCUAUUUUAUUACGUGUCCCGUACUGAAUUCUGAAGGCCUUGUAUAGAGGUGUGAAUAGUGGCAAAAUAUUAUUGUGUAGCAAACUUUAAGUUACUGCUCGGUUAGGUUCUUAUGUUGUUGGACUGUACAAAGUUAUAUAUGCAUUCUUGGAAAUUAAUGUGUGGUGCAAAAACACAAUAUAUUUAGAGAGACAAAAUUAUGUUUUCUGUAUAGUCAGCAUUAUGAUUUAUUUUGGGACAUCUAGAAAUGAGUACUUAUUAUAUAUGUAUGGUUAUUUUACAGUGCAUGGGAAAUGAAAACCUUGAAUAAAUUGCCUUAAACAUCAAAUAAAGGCUUAUUUCU